Messenger RNA from Aspergillus sclerotioniger CBS 115572, 444 nucleotides. RefSeq names its product SRPBCC domain-containing protein. The transcript is spliced from 3 exons. NCBI's taxonomy places the organism in Eukaryota, Fungi, Ascomycota, Eurotiomycetes, Eurotiales, Aspergillaceae. Bases 1 to 444 code for a protein of 147 amino acids. The record is from RefSeq and is a predicted model, not a curated record.
AUGAUUGAGACCCAAAUAGAGAUCGCCGCCUCGCCAGCACAAGUACGAGAAGCCCUGCUCGACUUCUCCAAAUACCCAGAAUGGCAUACUAGUUUUAUCAAGCUACUCCAACCAGAGGACGAAUCCCAGUCCUUGCAAUCUCUUCAGACUGGCGAUAAGGUCAAAUGCGACAUCGACGGUAUGAAGUUUACUGCAGAGAUCAAAGAGAACUCAGAUUCGCUAUUCCAGUGGCAAGGACCCCCGGUCUUUGGCUUAAUUGCCGGUCUCCACAGCUUUCACAUGGAACCGGCCAACAACGGCUCUUCGACGAUCUUCAAACAGACCGAGAUAUUUACUGGUCCAAUCUCUUUCUUGAUGACCCCCUCGUUCUUGGGGAGGAAGAUGCUGGGCCAGUUUGGCCAAUUCAAUACGGAUCUGAAGGCUCGUGCUGAAGCCUUGAAAUGA